This is a messenger RNA of Ylistrum balloti, 866 nucleotides long. RefSeq names its product ribosomal RNA-processing protein 7 homolog A-like. Gene Ontology annotation, cellular component: UTP-C complex; CURI complex. Gene Ontology annotation, molecular function: RNA binding. The transcript is spliced from 8 exons. Lineage: Eukaryota; Metazoa; Mollusca; Bivalvia; Pectinida; Pectinidae. Gene Ontology annotation, biological process: ribosomal small subunit assembly; rRNA processing. The coding region runs from base 1 to 831 and encodes 276 amino acids. The record is from RefSeq and is a predicted model, not a curated record.
AUGGAGGAGCUCAACGAAAAACAUGAUAACGUAGACGUCCAGGGGUUCACGGUCAUUCAAGUGAAAUACUCUGAGAAAAGUAAAGCAGCCCACUGUCUUUACCUGAAGGAGCACAAUGUUCGUGAGGAAGAUAAAUGUAAACCAAGGGAAACAACCCUGUUUGUACUCAACAUACCACCAUAUUGUAAUGAGGAACAUUUGAGACAUAUGUUCUCGCCUUUUGGAAAAGUUCUUCGGGUAUAUCUUCAUGACAAGCCAUCCAGUGGGCCACCACGUACAGAUACCUCUAAAUACUUCCCAACUGUGAAAAUGCAUGAGGGUUUCAAGGUUGCUUACAUUGUCUUUAGAAAGCCAAAUGCUAUCAAGAAAGCCAAGAAUAUUCCUUACAGCAAACCACUAGUUAUAUCAUCAGAGACCCCCCAUAAAGACACAUGCACAGGCAUGGGAAAGUGGUGUAAGGCUUACGAAAAGGAGAGGAUAAAUGUCGACGAUUUACAACAGGAGAUUGAUGAAUACAUGGCCCAGUAUGAUUCACGAGUGGAGGAGGAGAAGCAGAAAGCUAAGGAUAAUGAAGGGGUGCCAGACGAUGAUGGCUGGGUAACGGUCACAAGACACGGCAAGAAUAAGGGUGUUCCGUGGAAGGAGUCGCAAGAGAAAAAAGUCACAGCCCGAGAAAAGAAGAAGAGAAAAGAUAAGGAGUUGCUGAAUUUCUAUUCCUUCCAAAUCAGAGAGACAAAGAGAGAACAAAUAGCAGAACUGAGAAAAAAAUUUGAAGAAGACAAACAGCGGAUUGCUCUCAUGAAAGCAUCAAGACGAUUCAGACCAUAUUGAUUGUUAUUUUUAUUUUUAAUAAAAAAUUGAAUGUU